UCGUCAAAUUGAACAUAACCGUGAAAUAAUCAAGUGGAACUCAAUUGCUUUAUGAAUUAUUUAGAGUAUUUUGUUUAUUAAUUCAACCAAAGUGUAAUAUUAUUGUUAUAAAAGUUAUAAUUCACAUAUAUUUCUGACUGAGAAUGUAGUAUCUAUAGAGCUGAAUCUAUUUUUUAUUAUUUCCAAGUACAAAAUAAAUUUACUGUAACACCGAAUAAGAAACAUGGGAAACACGCUGAUUGGAAUUGCUCCUUCUCAAAUAUUCCCAGUGGAGCACUACCUAACCGAGCUUCCCGAUGUACAUUUUGAUAUCAAUCUUGGCAGUACAAGAUUCUUGAAAGUAGCUCGAGCCAAAAGCCAGGAAGGUCUGAUUGUAGUGAAGGUGUUUGCCAUACACGAUCCGUCGCUACCAACUGACGCCAACAGGAAGCGGGUUGAGGAGAUCAGGGCCAAGUUGGGGCCUGCUAUCAACUGCCUUCCCUUCCAGAAAACAGUGUUGACUGAAAAAGCUGGGUAUCUGCUACGAGAGUACAUCAAAUACAGUCUCUAUGAUCGUAUCUCAACGCGGCCGUUUCUGUUGCCUCUUGAGAAGAAAUGGAUCGCAUUUCAAUUGCUUUUUGGCUUACACCAGGCGCACAAAUAUGGCAUUUGUCAUGGAGAUAUAAAACUGGAGAACAUUCUAGUCACAUCUUGGCAUUGGGUUAUGCUUUCCGAUUUUGCGUCUUACAAACCUGUCUAUCUACCCGAAGAUAAUCCGUCUGACUUUUCGUAUUACUUCGACACAUCAAGGAGAAGGACUUGCUACAUUGCUCCUGAAAGGUUUGUCAAAAGUUUGCCAUCAAAUACAGGCAGCCAACUCCUUUUAUCUGAUGAAGACGUGAAGAAAGGAGAUCUGACUCCAGCCAUGGACAUAUUCUCUGCUGGAUGCGCUCUUGCAGAACUUUUCUCUGAUGGACAUCCACCAUUUGAUUUCUCCCAGCUUCUCGCGUAUAGAAGUCAGGAGUACAGUGUUGAUAAACAUCUCGAAAAAGUAGAGGAUGAAGGAAUUAGGGAACUUCUGAGAGGGAUGAUGCAAAGAGAACCAAGCAAAAGACAGUCGGCUGAAGCUUUAUUGGCGCAGGAAAAAAAUCGAGUCUUCCCAAGCUACUUCUACGACUUUCUUCAACUGUACAUCAACAUUUUCUCUGGAAGUCAACCUAUGCUUUCACCUGAUGAGAAAAUUGAGAGAUUGGCGAAGGACAUUGUCAGUGUUAUAGAAAUGCUUCCAACUUUGAAGGAUGAAAAUGGCGAAGAAAAACAAUGCUUUGAGGCGCUCAUCAUAAUUACUUCACUAGUUACAUCAUGCAUGAGAGGUUUACAUUUCUCCAGUUCAAAACUUCAAAGUCUGGAAGUGCUUUUCGAAAUAGCAAAAUACUUGCCUGCAGAGAUAAUUCUGGACAGAAUUAUCCCCUAUAUUUUCCAUUUGGUGCACGAUACAUUGCCAAGAGUUCAGGUGGUGGCUCUGCACACACUGACACGGUGCCUGUCGCUCGACUCGGUCGUUCACAACGUGCCUUCCACUGACGCAAAUAUAUUCCCUGAGUAUAUAUUACCAGGGCUCAACUCAGUAGCUCAUGACAAGGCUGUGAUAGUAAGGACCGCAUAUGCAGAAGACAUAGCUCAGUUAGCAGACACUGCACUAAAGUUUUUGGAGCACAGCCAGAAUGCAUUUCUGAAGGCGAAUGAAACUCCGCGACACAGCUACGAGAGCGAGCUGUCGACUCUGCAUGAUAUGGUCCAGCAGUCGGUCGCCACUCUCCUCAGUGAUCCCCACAACAUUGUCAAGCAAACACUCAUCCAGAAUGGAAUAACCAAGCUAUGUGUCUUCUUCGGAAAACAAAAAGCAAACGAUGUAUUACUGUCACAUAUGAUAACAUUUUUGAACGACAAACAAGAUAAAAAUUUGAGAGGCUCAUUUUUCGACUGCAUUGUGGGUGUUGCUACUUACAUUGGAAUACAUAGCUCACCGAUAUUGACGCCUCUUCUUCAACAGGGUUUGACUGAUCCGGAGGAAUACGUUGUGAGAAAAGCGAUAAACACCAUGUCAGCUCUCACAAGCUCAAACCUGCUACAAAAGGUGGCGCUCUACGAACUUCUUGAAGAAACAGCCUGCCUUCUAGUCCAUCCCAAUCUCUGGAUCAGACAAGCGAUUGUUGGAUUCAUCAGUUCUCUUGCUCGCACUCUGAAUGUGGUUGAUGUUCAGUGUAAAGUGAUGACCGUCAUAGAACCCUACCUGAAGACAUCGGUCAUUCAACUUGAAAAAGAGGCUCUGAUACUGAAUGCGUUGAAGCCAUCUAUUCCGAGAGUAGUAUACGACAUUGUUGUAAGAUGCAAAGAUCUGGAGCUCUUUCUUCAUACGUUGGCUGAACGACAACGCUCUCGUAAUUUUGCCACGUCUGGACACGCUCCUUCUACACAAUCGAUCUCAACUUCGCCAAAGCAGAACAACGAUCUAAGAAUGCUGUUCAGUCGAUUGAGCUCUGAAGGCAUGACAGAAGUAGUUGAAGAUCAACUCGUGGCGGUUGCUAAGCACCUCCGCAAAAUUCACAAGAGUCUUUCCUCUCUCAUAGAUGAGACUGGACCAAAUGGCAAGAUUGAUUUGGGAAGCUUUGGUAAUCGCGUUCCAUGUCAAGAAGUAACCUUAACUAGGCCAAACUAUACUAAAUCGGAUGCAAGUGGUGUUUCAUUGAACAGGCGAGCUGUAGAUGACACAACAUCGUUAAAUAGUGGAAUGAACGAGGAAUGGCGUCAUAUGUUCGGUGCUGCAGAUCCUGGCUCCAUGCCCAAGUUUACGGACAAUCAAGCAAAGAUCAUCUCCAGCUCGGAUAACCAUACAUCACCUCAACGCAGCAUGGAAAUCGAUUACAGUAUGCAGGAGAGAUCUUUCAUCCAAUACAGAUGCGCGCCGUGCAGACUGGAGCUGCGGCAGCUGGUGGAGAGGAAGCAGGAGAUGCACGACACGAUCGUGCGCAACCGCGAGUGGGCCGAACAUGAGGCGUGGACCCCCGCCCUGCCCCCACCCGGUUGGCGGCUGCGCGGCGCUCUAGUCGCGCACCUCCACGAGCACAAGGCCGCCGUCAACAGAUUAUUGGCAGUGCCAGAAACGUCUUUGUUCGUGAGUUGCUCGUCGGAUGGCUGCAUUCGACUGUGGGACUGUGCCAGAAUGGAGGGCAGAAACAUCGCCAACCGUUCACGGACCGUCUACAAUACUCAAUCGGGACCUCUCACCAGUCUAACUCUCUGCCUCAACAACCAGUCUCUGGCUGCAGCCAAUGACAAUGGCUCGAUUUAUCUUUGGAAGAUCGAAUCAAACAGUCAUAAAAUGUCGGUGCAGAGCACUCGACAGUUGGACAUGCAGGAGGAGGGGCCAGCCGUCGACAUCUCCUACUUCAACUCUGGCUCCAAGUCGGUGCUGGUCUACGCCACCAUGUACGGCAACCUCAUUGGCUGGGACCUGCGCAAGCCUGGCGAUGCUUUUCGCCUCGACAACGAUUUGAGAAAAGGUGUGAUAACAACGAUGUGCAUGGACUCGCGGCAGUGCUGUUUGACAGUGGGCACGAGUAGUGGCUGUCAUAUCUGCUGGGAUCUCCGCUUCCAAUUGCCAGUCAGGAAAUUUGGCCACCCUUCAGAUAGAUCCCCUCGGGUGAGGCGACUGGUGCGUCACCCAACGGAGUCGUCUUGGCUGAUCUCAUCGGUGCAGGGUCACAACGAGAUAUCCAUGUGGAACAUUGAGAGCUGCACCAGGCAGACUGUGUUGUGGGCCAGCAGUGCUCCGCCUCUCUCCAAUGCACAGUCUCAAAUGGAUUCACAGAGCAUGUGCUCUCUAUAUGCAGCCACUGUUGAUCAGACGCCCUUCCUGCUAUCCGGAGGCACGGAUCAUAGAAUUCGAUACUGGAAUUUGGAUUCUCUGAGUGAGUCGUACAUGGCUGUAAGAGCGGGCAGCGACGCUCCCGGACAAACAUCUUUCUCCUACAGGUCACGACUGGUGGAUGGGACCAACGUAGUGCAGGAGGUGCAGACUCGUGCUGGGGGUGGUCGGGGAGGCGUAGGAAGUGGCGGCGUAGGAGGGGGAGAGGAGAAGGGGAAGGCAGGACCGGAUCUGCCACCCGCGGGCCACCACGACGCAGUCACCGACAUCGCUCUCUGUCACGCGUCACAGUGCUUCAUGCUGUCCGGCUCCCGUGACGGCGUCAUCAAAGUGUGGAAGUAGAGCCGAGUCAACCUCACUACAGCACCGAGCAGUGUGCAGUGUUGGUGGUUCCAGCCCAAUCAUGCCAACGUCGUCAAAGAGACGAACACAUCUUCUAUUGUGCAAGUGGAGCUCAAUUACGAUAUCAGCACUAUCCUGUGUUGAAAUAAUGUAAAUUAGUGUAUUCAUGUUGAUGGUUGAUGGAGCUUAUACAAUCAUCUUAGCAUAGAGGUUCAUCGUCACAUCUUUGUUGAUUUGGAAGUAGAGCACAAUUACUACUAGUAUGACUUGUGCAAUUUUGUGAUGGUACUUCCAAAAUCAACUCAUAGGAUGAGUGCUCAUAGUGAACAACCUGGUUCGCACUAUGUUGGAAUGCAAUGCCUCCAUGUUAAUGGUAUACACCAAAUGAAUUUAACUACGUAGUGCUACAAAUCUUCGAUGAUGUGUGGGUCAUCGACUAAGGAAAACCUGUUUCACUUUUUAAGACAUUGCUCAUCUAGUCAAUACGCUUCAUCAAUCUAUCACUUGUAAACUGAUAAGAUUGUUGAAUACGAGCAUGUUUUGUAAAGUAUGUUCUAUCCGCGAUGGCCGUUAAAAACGUUUUCAUUAUUUCAUUAAAUGUUAGAAGUUGAUUUAUCGUGGUAAUUGGACUUCUUCCUAAAUGAAACAUUUAUAUUGUCAUAAAACUAUGUAGGAAAUUAUGAUUAUAAUUGAAUUUAAAACAAAAAAAUUCUGGGGAAUAUCGCAAAAUAAGAAAUUAGAUCAAUUCUCAAAUGUCUCAAUUCUAAUGAAAAUUCUGUUACCUAAGUUGCGGCUGGAAAUUUCAGAACAAUUCUUCUUGAAUUCUAGUUCAUGAAGCGCAGUUUGAAAUUGAAUUUGAGAGGAAUAAGUUUUAUUAUUAGUAACAUCAAAACUCAUUUUGGAAAGGUGCAGAAACUUUUUUGUUUCUUUCUUGAAAGUAGUUUUCCUGAGGAUAAUGUCCACAUAAGCUUACAUGCGUGGGUAAGGUUAAGGGAGAGAUGGUAAUAAAUGAAUGAAUCUUAAUUUAUUAUAGGUGAAAUAUUGAUUGAGUAUGUCUCCGUAGUCAUCCACCCAACCACCGAACAAAGUACCGUAAACUUGUGAUGCCAAACUUUCUAUAUUGAUUGUUGUACAACGUUUAAAAAAUAAUCUUCAUCUUGGAUCUACAGAAAUUUAAUUCUAGUAAUCUGUAUCACAAUCAGCAUUAGAAGAGCUCUUUUCGAGUUGAACGAAGAGACGCUGUGAACACAACGAAUUGUAUCACAAUUCCUUUUUCAACAAUGUUUUUCACAAUAGAAGAAACAACUUUUAUGAAACUGUACAUUUUAUUGUAAUGGAAAAAUUAAUAAGACAUGGAUUUAUAACUUUGUUAGAAACUGGCCCCUCACACUUGAUUUCGUCUCAUUCAAUUUCAUCUCUGAGCACAUCCUUCUUUACCCUCGCAUUCAAGUCUAGGAAUAAAGUGGGCAUCAAAUUAAGGGAAAAUAUAAAACUUUCGAACAUCCAACUCAGAAUGACUUAUGCUUGCCAAACCUUAAAUUUUUGUUACAGUACCAAAAUCUUCUAAAAAAUGAAAAUGAUCCAAUAUGCUAUUUAUUUUACCUCAUUUUAAUUAUAUUUUUUAUAUCUAUAUUUCUUCUAAAUAUAAUAAUAUUAUUGAAAUAUUCUUUCCCAUCUUCAAUGUAUAAUAUUGCACAGUUACUAUUAUACAGAACUGUAUCCGUUUAGUAGAAUUUUAUAUCCGUUUAGAGAAUGUAUGUUAAUUUUUUAUAAUCUCCCAGUAAGUGCCUGAAAAAUAAUAUGUCAAAUGAAAACAUGUUAUCUACAAAUUUAUACUACUAGAAAAUUUUAUGGUGUUGUGUUUGUUAUGUUUAAACAUUAAGUGAUAGAUAAAUGGUCAUUUCAUGUGUAUAUCUAUGUAUGAAAAUGAUUCAGUUUGUUGGCUGUGAAACUUGAUAGAAUGAGACGUUAUUCACUACACAAUUUAAAGUUUGACCUGUCAUGUGUGAGCAUAAUUGUAAAAUAUCUAUUAAUAAUGUAUAAGUUUUAUAUCUUUGCAUGUAUCCUAUCCAUAAGCAUGUACGGUAUUAAUAUAAGGAGGUAUGAGGUCAUGUUCAUGAACUCCAUGUAAAACUUGUGCCUGAGACGAAAUAAUCUUGGGAGUAUGGUCAGAGGUAUCAGCUAUGAGAUCAAUUAAUAAAUUUAUUUAUAAUCGUCACUAAUGUUCGGAUUCGAGUCCGUGGAUGAGCAAAAACGAAACAAUGAAAUCGAUCUUAUAUCCUGAAAAAGUUUGUUUGACGGGUUCAGAACAAACUCUGACUAUACUGGGGGCUAAAUUUCCUUCUGUUCAAGUAUUAAUUUUAUCAUCCUUGCCUAAUUCAUUUGAUAUGAAUGGAACUCAAGUUCUACCAGUAACGUACUCCACAGGUUGCAAAAGGUUCAGAAUAAAUUUAUACUGCCAACGCUAAAGAAUUGGGAGUAUGGAUGAAAAUAAGAAGAACAUUAUUUACAGUACAAGAUUUAUAGGAUCGAUAAGGACAUGUUUCUAAGAACUUGUUUCUUAAUGUAAUCCUUAUAAUAAGUAAAUAAUUUUGGAAGUAUACAUUUUACAUAGGAUUUUAGUCAUUGCGAUCUGACAUCUCUUAAGACUGUUUCGUCUCAUCGGUUACUCCUGAAGAAGGUUUAUUAUUCGUACACCUUACAGGUAGGCUACAAUAUUGUACUUAUCUGUAUAAUCAAAUUAUUGUAUAUCAUUCCUCUGGUUUAUUCUCAUGUUAUAGAUACGUAUCGUAUUAUAUACCAUAUUUUAUCGUCAA
Nilaparvata lugens (brown planthopper) is the source of this 7065-nucleotide messenger RNA. It is a transcript of the gene Vps15, whose product is annotated as phosphoinositide 3-kinase regulatory subunit 4. Gene Ontology annotation, cellular component: nucleus-vacuole junction; phosphatidylinositol 3-kinase complex, class III, type II; late endosome. Bases 224 to 4249 code for a protein of 1341 amino acids. The transcript is spliced from 28 exons. The record is from RefSeq and is a predicted model, not a curated record. Gene Ontology annotation, biological process: autophagy of peroxisome; late endosome to vacuole transport; protein targeting to vacuole. Gene Ontology annotation, molecular function: protein binding; ATP binding; protein serine/threonine kinase activity. Lineage: Eukaryota; Metazoa; Arthropoda; Insecta; Hemiptera; Delphacidae.